Messenger RNA from Centropristis striata (black sea bass), 7435 nucleotides. RefSeq names its product erbb2 interacting protein (gene erbin). Gene Ontology annotation, cellular component: postsynaptic membrane; adherens junction; postsynaptic density. The transcript is spliced from 27 exons. Bases 652 to 4887 code for a protein of 1411 amino acids. Lineage: Eukaryota; Metazoa; Chordata; Actinopteri; Perciformes; Serranidae. Gene Ontology annotation, molecular function: protein binding. Gene Ontology annotation, biological process: neurotransmitter receptor transport postsynaptic membrane to endosome; neurotransmitter receptor transport, endosome to postsynaptic membrane. The record is from RefSeq and is a predicted model, not a curated record.
GCUACAUGUAGGCACAGAGGUCGCAGUCAGAGAGAAGAAACCCUCCACCGCUUCAUGUUGCUCUCAAACAGCCUCAAUGUAGCUUCACUCGACUCUUGUCAAAGCUGCGCGAUUAAAGGAAAAAGGAGAUAAUGAGUGAAAACAUCUGGGUGCGGCACACUUUACACCAAAAGGUUUCUCUCUGCCGGAGGUCGUCCGCAUUUCUGCCUUUUGUAUUUCCUUGCUGAAUGUCGUGGACAUUUUGGAUUUUUUUUUUAAUGUCAGUGAGUCUUACCAACUAAGGACUGUUUUUUCUUCUGUCUUCGGUUAGUUUGUUUGAGCAAGGUUAAUACUUUUAAGUCUGAAAACAACAGGGAAAGACAACGUUAAACAACUUGCUGCUUGCUGAGGAGAAAUGUGCGGACGAGUUGCUUUAAGGGGGCAACGUUAGCUAGCAAACACUAGCAUAUUGAACUAUCCUCAAGCAAAGCUAGCUAAUGGCCGCUUCUUAACAUAUUUUUUGGAUUGUAUCACCCAGCCCACAACCUGGACACCGUUAAAUGAGACGCUGAUUCGACUAUAAUUCAGAUAAGCAAAUUGUUGCUGUUGGAUCUGUCAUCUGCCAUCCACUGGGAUCCAGGCGCUUGAGUCCUAAAUGACAAGUGCCUGAGGAUGUCCAAGCGGAGCUUGUUUGUUCGUCUGGUGCCGUGCCGCUGCUUGCGGGGUGAGGAGGAGGCGGUAACAUCGCUGGACUACUCCCACUGCAGCCUGGAGACUGUUCCUAAGGAGAUCUUUAGCUUUGAGAAGACCCUGCAGGAACUCUACCUCGAUGCCAACCAGAUCGAGGAGCUGCCUAAACAACUGUUUAACUGCCAGUUACUCCACCGACUGAGCAUGCCAGAUAAUGACCUAACAGUGUUGCCGUCAGCGAUCGCAAAUCUCAUCAAUCUCAGGGAGCUUGAUGUCAGCAAAAACAGUAUCCAGGAGUUUCCAGAAAAUAUCAAGAAUUGCAAAGUCCUAGCUAUUGUAGAAGCCAGUGUGAAUCCCAUAUCCAAGCUCCCAGAAGGUUUCACCCAGCUUCUGAGUCUGACGCAGCUCUACCUGAAUGAUGCCUUCCUGGAGUUCUUACCAGCCAGCUUCGGCAGGUUGACUAAACUACAGAUCUUGGAGCUGAGGGAGAACCAGUUAAAGAUGUUGCCAAAAAGCAUGCAGAAGCUCACCCAGCUGGAGAGGCUGGACCUGGGGAGUAAUGAGUUCACUGAAGUGCCUGAGGUGUUGGAGCAGCUGACUGGAAUCAAGGAGCUCUGGAUGGACGGGAACAGACUGACGUUUUUACCUGGGAUGCUGGGGAUGCUGAAACAGCUGGUGUACCUGGAUGUGUCCAAGAACAACCUGGAGAUGGUGGACGAGCAAAUCUGCGGCUGUGAGAGCCUGCAGGACCUUCUGCUCUCCAACAAUGCUCUCACACAGCUGCCAGGCUCCAUCGGCUCCCUGAAGAAACUGACUGCACUGAAAGUGGAUGAGAACCAGCUGAUGUACUUGCCAGACUCAGUUGGAGGACUGGCUGCUCUGGAUGAGCUGGACUGCAGUUUUAAUGAGAUCGAAGCUUUGCCCUCCUCCAUCGGCCAGUGUGUCAGCAUCCGCACCUUUGCUGCAGAUCACAACUUCCUUACCUUGCUUCCCCCCGAGAUGGGCAACUGGAAGAAUGCAACUGUGCUCUUCCUACAUUCCAACAAGCUGGAGUCUUUGCCUGAGGAAAUGGGUGACAUGACGAAGCUCAAGGUCAUCAAUCUCAGCAACAACAAGUUGAAGAAUCUUCCCUACAGUUUCACUAAACUAAGCCAGAUGACUGCAAUGUGGCUGUCUGAAAACCAGUCAAAGCCCCUGAUCCCUCUCCAGAAAGAGGAGGAUCCAGAGACACACAAAACUGUGCUGACCAACUACAUGUUCCCCCAGCAAACCAGGACAGAGGACUACAUUCCCAACUCUGACUCUGAGAGCUUCAAUCCAGCUCUGUGGGAGGAACAGCGCAAGCACCGAGCUCAGGUGGCCUUUGAGUGUGACGAGGACAAGGACGAGAGAGAAACACCCCCGAGGGAGGGAAACCUGAAGCGCUACCCGACACCGUACCCAGACGAGCUGAAGAAUAUGGUGAAGACAGCCCAGUCUGUGGCUCACAGGCUGAAGGAGGACGAGUCCAGUGACGAGUCGGGGAAAGAAGCAAAACCAAUUGAGAGGAACCACAUUGGAGUGCAGGACGUGGGAGUUAAGGUGAUAGAGGCUCCAUAUCCUAAUGGCACAGCAUCAGACAUGGACUCCCAAUUAACUACCAUCACUCAAAACUCCUCUGCAUUCGAGUCGAAAGACACUUCAGAGUCUUACAGCGCUCAGAGAAUCCCUCUCAAGUCUUCAGGCGGCUCCAUGAUGAACCAUGAGGACACACUGGAGGAUUCUGAGGAGCUGUCUGAUGAAGAGGAGGAGAUGAAAAUUGCAGAAAUGAGACCUCCUCUUAUUGAAAUCUCUAUCAAUCAGCCUAAAGUAGUGACUUUAAGUAAGGACAAAAAAGAUGACGCAGACUCUUUGCUGGAUGACACUGUGGCCAACAGCAACCAGAACAACAGUAACUGUUCGUCGCCAUCACGCAUGUCUGACUCAGUGUCUCUGACCACAGACAGCAGCCAGGACAACUCUCUGUGCACCCCCGAGAGAGAGGCAAAGAUGCCCUUCCUACCAAAAAGGCAAGAGGACGAGAAUAUGAACCAGCCUAGAGACACCACCCCUCUCCUCCACAAUGGUAAUGGCUCUGAAACGUCCCUUCAGGCCAUUUUGAAAACCCAGCAGACCCCGCCAGAGAAGAUGGGCGACUAUGACCUGUCCAUGGAAGCCCGGCUGGCCUUCAUCGAGAAGGGAAUCAACAACGGCAUGGGAGAAACCUACACCAAGUGGGACCAGAUUAAUAUGAACGUGUCCAAGUUGCCAACCGACAACAUGGUUCAGCUGGACGAGGUGGACAAAACCAAGAAUGGUUCAGUAACCCAGGAGGACUUGGAUGGCAAGCAGGGUUUUAGCAAUGACAACAUGGAGCAUUUUCUGAAUGGAAACCAGCAGGUCAGUGACUGCAUCAAUAGUCUGGGCAACAAAAGCCAAGCGAUGAGAGUAGAGACAUCUGCUGUGCAUGUGGGCCUGACAGGCGGGACAGGCAGCAGUGACAUGUCUCUGUCUCGCAGCACAGAGGAACUGUCCCCAGAGAAAAGGUGCCAUCCCCCGCAGGUGAUGAAGUCCCACAGUGUCAGCAACAUAGAAACAGGAGGCAUGAAGCUGUACGCCUUUGAUGUGAACGAUGACUCCUAUGAUGCAGCAGGAAUGACGAGGAUGACGGGAGCCGGCCCCGGGCCAGGAGCUCAGGGACAGAGCAUAGUCCGGAGCAAGUCAGCUAGUCAGUUACUCAACGACCAGACUCUCCAGAUCUACCCCGGCUCCUCUGCAUCCUCUUCAGACCUGCUCUCCUCCUCUAAGCCUCCUGCAAGCACCAUCAGAUAUCCAGUCUCCUCCAGCAUGGCCAUGGGCAUCCCUCCUCCUCAGUACAAUAUCCAGUACACAAGCAGUGCUGUGCCGAAAGAGGGCCUCUGGGCCCAGAGGACGCCCCUGCCCCCAGAGCACCAAGGCUACCCCCCUCCUCCUCCACACUCACUAGCCAACACCAACUACUCCAACCGUAAUCAAGCACCUCCGUACCCUCUUCAGAGCCAGCAGAGGGGGCCUCCCAUGGCUCCCAAACCCUCCGGGGACAUGUGGGCCAAGGAGAGACUUCAUUCUGCUGGAGGCCAGCCCAGAAGCAGCACUCUGCAGAGGCAAAGCAGCACGGCUUCCACCGUCUCCAUGGGUGACCCGAGGCGCAUACAGGUGCCUGACGGGGAAUACAUGACGUACAGGGACAUUCACACCCUUGCCAGGGGGCCGCUGGCGAUGAGUCAGGCCAUGCAGAGGCCCCUGUCCGCUCGCACUUAUAGCAUCGAUGUACCUGGAGCUUCCAGGCCUCACGGCGCCAGGCCGCAGCCCCAUGAGCUUCCAGAGAGGACCAUGUCUGUCAGCGAUUUCAACUACCAGCAAAGUAGCCCCAGCAAGAGGCCCAACACCAGGGUGAAGUCUGAGCACUCGCUGCUGGACGGGCCGGGACAGGUGUCAGGAGGAGUGGGAGCAGGAAGGGUGCCAGCUGACUGGAGAGACCAGGUGAUGCGGCAUAUCGAGGCCAAGAAAAUGGAAAAGAAUGCACUGUCUCGCUCCUAUAAUUCCAAUAACGCUCCGCUGAGCUGGUCUCACUACGGCAGCUGUAGGGAUAUGCAUGCCAGCCAAGGGUCUCUGGUGUUUAGCGCCAGGGACGGACAGCCCUACGGAGCUCUGGGCUUCUGUGAUGAUGUGUUUCCCCAAGGACAGCAGAGCUUCACCAUGGACCCCCACAGAAAAGUGCCUUUGAUGAACGGUCAGAUGGGCCCUUCUGUUCGUCCUCAGCUGAGCCAGGCGUCCAUGGCCCGUCACCCAUCCAGAGAGCAACUCAUUGAUUACCUGAUGCUCAAAGUCUCCCAUCAGCCCCAGGGGCCCCCGCGCAUCCCACUCGACUCACUGCAGCAAGAGAUCCGUGUGAAAGUGGAGAAGAAUCCAGAGCUGGGUUUCAGUAUAUCAGGAGGAGUGGGCGGUCGGGGAAAUCCCUUUCGUCCAGAUGACAAUGGUAUAUUUGUGACAAGGGUCCAACCUGAGGGCCCGGCAUCCAUGAUUCUUCAGCCUGGUGAUAAAAUCAUCCAGGCGAAUGGAUACAGCUUUGUGAAUAUCGAUCAUGGGAACGCAGUGGCCCUCCUGAAGACGUUUGCAAGCACUGUGGAUUUGACUAUCGUGAGAGAAACGCAAGCAUAGACUCAACUGAAACUGACCUCUGACGCGGGAGGGACACGAGAAGAGAGACAAACGGAGAGAUUUCUCUGUUGACUCUCAUAUUUUUAUACACAGAGGAGACUGACCUGUUGAUACCUGUUGGGACUAUUUAUAGUAGAGAUCUUCAUAGCCUUGAUUUAACGGGGAAAACCACUGAAUGUAGUGGAUCAAAGUGAGACGGCGGCAAACCUCUGCAAGUACGAGUCCUCAAAAGGCCAUCACUGUGGUAUAUAUAUUUUUAUACAAAAAGAAGCUGAAGAUGAUGCAAAUAAUUACUGUGGUCUCUGUACAGAUCAUCUUUUUUUUUGUCCAAAAAUCCUUUAUCAUAAAUUAGGUUUUAUUUCUGUGGAUUGACAUGAUUUGACCACUCCGGGGGGGCAAGGCUCCCUCUCUUCUGUCAUCCAAUUUGCCUUUUUUUUCUCUUUUUAUUUAAGAUGUUGAAACUGGUCUGCCGUGAGAUCUUUUAUGGAGGACAAUGUUACGUGCUUUUCAUGUGGAGACGAAUGUAGAUCAAGGAGGUGUCCGAAGAGAUAUAUUUUUGUUUCUCUUCUUGCGAGAUCGAAGAGUUUUGAGAAGAGGAAAAUCGUAAUCAUCCACCUCACCCUGCUUCCAUAAACCUGCGAGCGCUCUCAAACACUUCUGUCCUCACUUCCAUUCCCAAAUAUCCUCACAGCGACUGCUCUGCAUAUCACCCAACCAGACCACUACCUGGCCCGUGUGGACACAAACUGAAAGAAGAAACGCAGUCUGCAUGUGAUCACUUAACGAGACUGGGGAAGAAAAAAUCAAAUAUUUGGAGGAAAUGUGAGAGGAGAGGUGUAGCAUGCGUUUGCUCAGCCUUAAUCUGUUUUGCCAGUCAGGAGCUUUUGAUUAAAGCAAGAGUUCGAUAUUUUGGGGAAUUUUUUUUUUUUCACCGUAAAGCCCGUAUUUCCCAAAAUGUCAGAACUGUUCCUUUAUCUGAAGAACGAGGUGGCGGUUAUGCUAGUUAACCAAAGCAAGUUAGUGGACAGAAGGCAAAAGCAGGAGACAACUUGAGAAAGAUAUUUGAACAAGAACAGGUUUCAAUCAUGCGUUUUAUUUUUUAAGGGCUUCAUCUUCCAGGCAGCCAUUUGCUGAGAUGUUUGUUUUGCAGGGGUUUCAACAUCUGUCUGUUUUUAUUAUUUUUAUUUUUAUUUUUAUUUUUACAUGGGAGAAGACCACAGUUUGCCUUUUGUGUCUAUAAAAAAUUGUUUUAUCAUGCUUUUUAUCCAUCACUUUCUCGAUCUGUUGUUUGUUUUUCUUCACUGUACAGAGAGUAGAGUUGGGAGAGACAAGUUGUCAAGUGCCAUAAGACCUUGAACUGUUUGAAAAAGGGGAGGACCUUUGACCCCACAACCCGAGCAAUAUUCACAUAAUCACAAACCUUCUGAGUACAUUUGCAGCAUAACGGCUUCAGAGCAAUAUGUAAAGCCUUUAUUUUCAUUCAGAAAGACCACAUCAGAUAGCAUUUUUUUACACAAACACAACCUUUUAGUAAUCACCAAUGAUUUUACAUGAUUUUUAUAUUGUGAAAAGAAUCAUUUUUUGUAAUGAAAUAGCACAGGAAAUACAUACGACAGUACUUAAACGGAAAGAUUUCUCUGCAUUGUGUAAAAGUGAAUGUUUGUGUCACUUUCCCAAGGCUUUUUAAUUACUGUUUGUUGCUUCCAUUACCAUGAUGUUCAUCUGUGCAAAAAUAAUCAACUAAUCCAGUCAAAGCUGCAUCUCAGAACAUUCCUAAUGUUUGUCAAAGAACUGUGUCGGAAGGAAAAAAUGUGUUUUUAAAGUGAUUUCAAAUUAUUUGUGCACCUCUCUGUUAAUUUUCAUUCACUCUUCAGUGAGACGUGUUUCCAGAAGAAACGGAAAUGAUAAAUUUCACUACGUAAAGGCCCCAUAAAUUUCAAAAAUACAUUUGUGACCACUGAAUUUUUUUUCUAUAUAUUAAACUAGAAUUUGAAUGGCUUUCCCUCAACUUGUUUACAGUAGAUUGUGUCUUCUACUGUUCCCGUAUGUAGUUAACAUUUGACCCAUAUUUUAUGCUUGUGGCACUGUCGAACCAAAAUAAAAACACUGUGGUAAUUAGCUAAAUUUAAUAUCCCUUUAAUAAUAAAAAAAAAAAAUAUAAUGUUAGUCGUAAAGGUAGCUGUACCCUUAAUUUUUUUAAACUGACUCUAAAUUUGGUACAUUUUAUUCACAAGCAAAUGACAUUAAUAAUUUCCAAAUUUAUCACAGAAAAAAGUCUUACACAUGAAUUGUUGUUUUUCCUUGUAUUAAUUUUGUGGGUGAUUUCUGUUCUAAGAGUAGGGGGGAAUUUUCUGUGGUAAUGGUCACUUUAUUUUAUAUUCAUGGCAAAAAAAAAGUACAGUCUGACAUUGUAGACAAUCUAGGGAGAUAAAAACAUGUUAUCACAUUUUCUUCACUCAUGUUGGUCGGUUUCUUAUGCUCCCGUAUUGUUCUUAUUUAUUUAGUAGUCUUCUGUGGUUUUUAGACCUUACUAAUCAAAUUGUAAAUA